Humulus lupulus (European hop) is the source of this 765-nucleotide messenger RNA. RefSeq names its product SKP1-like protein 1A. Gene Ontology annotation, biological process: SCF-dependent proteasomal ubiquitin-dependent protein catabolic process. Gene Ontology annotation, cellular component: nucleus; cytoplasm. Gene Ontology annotation, molecular function: cullin family protein binding. Bases 48 to 515 code for a protein of 155 amino acids. The record is from RefSeq and is a predicted model, not a curated record. NCBI's taxonomy places the organism in Eukaryota, Viridiplantae, Streptophyta, Magnoliopsida, Rosales, Cannabaceae. The transcript has 2 exons.
UUGGCUUGGCUUCCCUUGACCUUGGUCGUUGUCUUCUUCUCUUAGCCAUGUCGUCGUCGUCGUCGUCAUCCUCGAAGAAGAUCAUCCUCACGAGCUCAGACGGUGAGUCGUUUGAGGUGGAAGAGGUGGUUGCGCAGCACUCCCAGACGAUCAAGGAUAUGAUCGAGGACGGUUGCGCAGGCACUAGCAUCCCUCUGCCUAACGUGAGCAGCAAAAAUCUUGCUAUGGUCAUCGAUUACUGUAGGAAGCACGUUGAUGAGGGCGUCGCCGCCGAGGAUCUCAAGUCUUGGGAUGCUGAGUUUGUCAAUGUCGACCAGGCCACGCUCUUUGGCCUUAUGCUGUCUGCAAACUACCUCAACAUCAAGGAUUUGGUUGACUUGACAUGCCAGACUGUGGCUGAUAUGAUCGAAGGAAAGACCCCAGAGGAGAUCAGGAGCACUUUCAACAUCAAGAGUGAUUUCACUCCCCAAGAAGAGGAACAGAUUCGCAAGGAGAGCCAGUGGGCUUUUGAAUGAUAUUUUCUAUCUAGUGGGGCUUUGGGGUUUUUACUUCUUUUAGUUCUGUUACUGAAAUUGAUUUUAUUCAUUAUCUCAUCUUUUGGAUUUGUUAGGCUAGGCUAGAGAUGAGCGUGUUCAGGGUUUGUUAGAUUGAUUCUCUUUGUUUACAUUUUAUAUAUUUUUUUUUAAUUUUCAGUUUAUUUUAGAGUAUAUUGUAUGAGACAGUAAUUUCAUUAUUUCUUUCAGCAUCAAAAUGAGUUAUAAUCCA